Molecule: messenger RNA, 758 nt
Organism: Mus caroli (Ryukyu mouse)
Lineage: Eukaryota; Metazoa; Chordata; Mammalia; Rodentia; Muridae
Source: RefSeq, a predicted model, not a curated record
UCAGCGCUUCUUGCUGAAUCCUCAGCCGGAAGCUUCUCCAGCAUGGAUAUGGGACCUCCGUGUCCAUGUGUGGCUGCAGUGAAUUGUCCGGAGAAGAUGUUCAGGGGGGGUGCUCUCCCCUCUUCCCUCACUGCCCUCAGCUGGAGAUCAAUGACGUGACCAGAGCUUGGGGACUGGAGGUCGACCGUGUAGAGCUGGCAGUAGAGGCUGUGCUGCAGCCACCGCAAGACAGCCUGACUGUGCCCAGCCUGGACAGCACCCUCCAACAGCUGGCCCUCCACUUGCUAGGGGGAAGUAUGAACUCAGCGGUCGGACGUAUUCCAUCCCCAGGGCCAGACACCUUGGAAAUGAUAAAUGAAGUGGAACCUCCUGCCUCUCUUGCUGGGGCCGGGACUGAGCCCAGCCCGAAGCAGCCCGUGGCUGAGGGGCUCCUCACAGCCCUGCAACCCUUCCUGUCAGAGGCACUGGUCAACCAGGUUGGGGCCUGCUACCAGUUCAAUGUCAUCUUGCCCAGUGGCACCCAGAGUAUCUACUUCCUGGACCUUACUACAGGUGGGAGACUUGGCCUUGAGGUCAAGGGAACAAGGCACCUGUUUCGCUAUUCACCUACCAGAGCAAUCUGGAGAAUGGGCUUUUCAACUUGCCUUGAGAUCACAGUAGAUCUAACUGACCCUGCUGGCAGCAACACAGCUUGGCUGGGGAUUGUCUAUCUUAUUGAUUCUUUCAAAGAAUCAGCUUUUGGUUUGGUUGAUGCUUGA